AUGUGUAUGUGUAACGAAUACAUUAUGUGUAACGAAAAUACAAAAAUAUAUAUUUUCGGGGACUUUAAUCUACCCCACAUUGAGUGGCUGCAGUGUGACGGGAAUACAUGUACUCCAAAUACACAUUACUGCAAAAAUCCAAUGACUUUGCUCGUUUCAAAUUUUUUAUCAAUUGUAGGCUGCAAACAAUUUAAUUUAAUUAAAAAUAAUAAGAAUCGCAUCUUAGAUCUUUUCAUUUCAAAUAAUGAUACAAGUACUUGUAAGUCACCACUAAACUCUUUAGUUCCAAUAGACGUCUUCCAUCCACCACUUAACGCCGAGAUAUUUUUUAACGUAGAAUACAUGCAAUUGGCGCGUAAAACUUUACCAAAAUAUCGAUUCUCCGAGGGUAAAUAUGCAGAUAUUAAUGACGAUAUUAAACGUGUAGACUGGGCAAGUAUUUUAGAGGUGCCGUCCUUAGACACUGCCACCAACCACUUUUAUGAGGAGAUAUAUAAAAUCAUUAGGAAACACGUACCUUUACGUCCAAUCAAAUCUAAAAAGUUUCCAAUAUGGUUUACACGUCCACUAAUACACAUAUUUAAAAAUAAAGAAAAAUCAUGGAUAAGGUGGAAAAAAUUUUCUAACCAAUUAGACUAUGAGGAAUACUCUGUACUGCGAAAAAGAUUUAAACAACUUUCCGCGCAAUGCUUUAAUUCAUAUUUAAGUAAAAUUGAAACAAGUUUGCAGAAAGACAUCAAAGUAUUUUGGUCUUUUGUAAACAAUAAAAAAAAAUGUGGUAUUCCCAACGUAAUGUUUCACAAUGGAAAUGAAACCGAUAAUCCUGAGGACAUAUGUGAAUUUUUUUCUAACUAUUUUACUUCAGUUUAUGAGAACAGCUCACUGAUGACGUACGACAUAGAUUCACUUCCUUGCUCAUCAAACACUAACUUUAUUAUCUCAGAUAUAUCAUUUUCAAAAAACACUAUAGAACAAUGUCUAAAAAACUUAGAUAUAACUAAAAGUUCAGGACCAGACGGUAUCUCACCUUUUUUCCUCAAACAUACUGCUAGCUCAAUAAGCGUACCUCUGUUCUAUUUGUAUAACCGCAGUUUGCGUGAAGGUUUAGUGCCCACAGUCUGGAAAUCUGCGAAUAUAACCCCAGUGUUUAAAAACGGUUCUAAAACUGAUGUGACUAAUUAUAGACCUAUUUCCUUACUUUCUGCCUUAUCAAAAGUCCUUGAACGCUUAGUACAUAACUCAAUUUAUCCGAGUUUACACAACUUACUAAUUCCAGAACAACAUGGUUUCGUAAAACACCGAUCGACCAUCAGUAAUCUUAUUUUAUAUACAAACUUUCUGUUUGAUAAUAUGGACAAUCGAAUACAAACUGAUACUGUUUACACAGACUUUUGUAAAGCCUUUGAUAAGGUGGAUCAUUCCAUCUUUCUCCAAAAACUUGCGUUCAAUGGUAUACGUGGAAACUUAUUGCGGUGGUUCUCUUCGUACAUUAUUAAUAGAACCCAAAAAGUUGUGGUUAACGGAUUCUCCUCUAGCGAAAAAUUAGUAUCCUCAGGUGUACCACAGGGAUCUAUACUAGGUCCGAUGCUCUUCACAUUGUAUAUAAAUGAUAUUCAGUAUUGUUUUAUAAAUAGUAAUUUUUUGUUAUAUGCAGAUGACCUGAAAGUUUAUCGAAGUGUAAAGUCCCUUAAUGAUUGUGAGAAGCUACAGGAAGAUCUUGACCGGUUAUCUAACUACUGUCUAAUCAAUAAAUUGCAAUUAAGCAUCCCUAAAUGUAAAUCUAUUUCUUUCACCAAAAACAGAUAUAAACAGACUUAUGACUAUAAAAUUAACGAAGAUUCAUUAGACAGGAAAACGGUAGUUAAAGACCUAGGUGUGCUAUUUGACUCUAAAUUAACAUUCCGUGAGCACUAUGCGUACAUUAAAAACAAAGCAUUCCAGUUACUAGGUUUCAUAACGAGAUGCACUAAGGGCUUCAAACGACCUCAAAGCUUCCUGACCGUUUAUUGUAGUCUUGUUCGUAGCAUUCUUGAAUAUGCUUGUGUCAUUUGGUCUCCCUGCUACACGGUCCAUUCAGAUAGUAUAGAAAAUGUCCAAAAAAGAACUCUCAGAAUACUUAGCUACAAAUGUGAGUUUGCUCGUAAUCUAGUUAGUUAUAGUGAAUUACUCGACAAAUUUAAAGUGACCACCUUACUUAUUCGCCGUAAGGAAUAUGACCUUAUAUAUUUACAUAAAAUUCUCCAUAAUAAGGUUGAUUCCGAUUACCUCUUAAGUAAAUUAAACUUAACUAUAAAGCGCAAUCCCCGAAUUCCUAACAAGACAUUUUACCUGCAGACUUAUAAGAAUAAUACUUCCUUUUAUAACCCGAUAGUAAGAAUGUGUCGACUUUACAACGAGAUAUCCAUGAAAAGCUCCGGCAUGGAUGUUUUUGACCCAAGAUCCAGGACAUUUAAAAGAGCAGUGAAACAGUAUACACUUAUGCACACUCAUUCCCAUAUCACAUAG
Messenger RNA from Parnassius mnemosyne (clouded apollo), 2505 nucleotides. NCBI's taxonomy places the organism in Eukaryota, Metazoa, Arthropoda, Insecta, Lepidoptera, Papilionidae. The record is from the annotation of a GenBank genome assembly.